AUGGGAACCGAAGAGAUCGAGCGACGCAUUUCAUCUUCUGCUUCAAUCCAUCAAUGGAAGUAUGACGUGUUCGUGAGCUUCAGGGGAGACGACAUAAGGAAGAACUUCGCGUCCCACUUCUUGCGUGCGCUGAGGCAGGCGGGUAUCUACUUUUUCUGGGACAAUGACAAAGUAGAGACAGGGAUUUUCAUCGAGCCCAAGCUGGUUGACGCGAUUCGCAAUUCUAGCGUUGCCCUCGUCGUGUUCACCACCAAUUACGCCGACUCGCGGUGGUGCUUGAACGAGCUGCUGGAGAUCCUGGAGUGCAACAGGAGGUUCAGAGAUCAUCAGGGUCACGUGGUUCUGCCCAUUUUCUUUGAUGUCGAGCCAGCGGACGUUCCGAAACAGAGCGGGCAAUUCGGGGAUGGUUUUGAAAAUUUGGCCGCCCACACUGACGGUUUGCUUGUGCAGAAGUGGAGGGAUGCGCUUAAAGAAGCUGGGAAUUUGUCAGGAUGGCACUUGAAUAAUGAUGCUAAUGGUUACACAAUGUUGGACUUGUUCUUCCCAUGUAACUACAGGGUUCAAUCAAACUUCAUCGAGCAAAUCGUAGGACAUCUCCUCACGGUCAGUCCUAGAGCAAUCUCCCCAUAUUUGGUCAAAAAUGUUAUCGGGGUAGAUUCCUUUGUAGAGGAUGUGAUAUCAUCGCUGGAAAUUUGGUCAGAGGAUGAUGUCCGUGUGAUUGGAAUAUGGGGAAUGAAAGGAAUUGGCAAGACAACGGUGGCCAAAGUCGUCUGCAAUCGUGUUAUCAGGGAAUUCGAAGGUGUUAGCUUACUUGAAAAUGUCGGAGAUGCCAACCAAGAUAAGGCUUUACUUCUUCAGAAGAGACUUCUCCAAGAUGUUCUGAAGGUACAAGGUCUAGAAACGUUUGAUCUUCACAGCAACAUCAACGAGAUAAAAACUAAUCUCUGCCAUAAAAGGAUCCUUCUAGUCCUCGAUAACAUCACAAAGAAGGACCAAAUUAAGUAUUUCGGAGCUGGAGAUCGAGAUUGGUUCCAACAUGGGAGCAGAAUUUUGAUAACUACAAGAGAUGAGCAGUUGCUGGAAGAUAUCCAAGUAGAUAACAAGCACAUGCUUCCAGGAUUGACUCAUAAACAAUCGCUCGAACUCUUGAGUCACCAUGCCUUCCGCAAAGACCACCCUAAAGAAGGCUAUGAAGAGUUGUCAAAGAGGCUUGUCCACUACACGGGUGGACUUCCAAUAGCUCUGAAAAGAUUUGGUUCCUUCCUUUCUAAGAAGAGAGAAAAUCAGUGGCAUGAGAUAUUGGAGAAGUUGGUGAGAGACCCUCAUCUUGACUCAGUUGGAUUGCCUUUAGAACCAUUCUCCUCUGUUCUUCCCUUUCAAUCAGUGGGGCCAAUUGGAGGUCCUGGUGGGAGUCCUUAUGAUGAUAAAACAUACACUGAUGUUAGAAAAAUAACUGUAGUCGUAAUGUCAGGAUUGUGUCCUUUUCUAUUGAGUAUGAUCAGGAUGGGUGUUUGGUCCGUUCGCCAAGACAUGGUGGACCUACAGAAGGCAGAAUAUGCACGGUGA
Molecule: messenger RNA, 1566 nt
Organism: Eucalyptus grandis
Lineage: Eukaryota; Viridiplantae; Streptophyta; Magnoliopsida; Myrtales; Myrtaceae
Product: disease resistance protein RPV1-like
Exons: 2
Coding region: 1-1566 (521 amino acids)
Biological process (GO): signal transduction; defense response
Molecular function (GO): ADP binding
Source: RefSeq, a predicted model, not a curated record